This is a messenger RNA of Perkinsus marinus ATCC 50983, 1368 nucleotides long. RefSeq lists its product as hypothetical. Gene Ontology annotation, molecular function: metalloendopeptidase activity. Lineage: Eukaryota; Perkinsozoa; Perkinsida; Perkinsidae. Gene Ontology annotation, biological process: cell adhesion; proteolysis. Bases 1 to 1368 code for a protein of 455 amino acids. The transcript is spliced from 6 exons. The record is from RefSeq and is a predicted model, not a curated record. Gene Ontology annotation, cellular component: cytoplasm; membrane.
AUGACUGUACUUUGUCACUGCUCCGCCGCUCUGGCUCUGGUAGCCAUCACUACUCUGACCGUCCCUGCGAGGGGUUGGGAAAGUGAGGUUCCACCUGACGACUACUUGGUCUCCCCAGUCCAGUAUGGUCAUGGUCGCCGUCUUGGUGAGAGCGGGGGCACUUGUGAAGCCAGUAUUGAAGGUGUACCUUGGGAACCGCUCCGCUUGGGGGUUCACUUCAUCGAUCUCGAGGCUGACUUACCCGACAAGCCCAUGCGAGAUUUCAUCCGAUCAGAGGCGGUGCCUCGAGCUGUUGCCUUCUGGCAGAAGACCUUGAUGGUUCGUCGAGCUCAAGCUCCUGUUAGGGCAGCGAGAUCUUGUGGCAGCCGGUGGCCUCAUGGUGUGUGUUACUCCGUCUAUUAUAAGGGCGGUGGAGCCUCCUGUGGUUACAUUAACGGUACCGCUAUUAUGAUACCCGACGAGUAUUUGGACGAGCUAACCACCUUCAAAGAGUGUUACGGUGAUGAUACUUGUGGCUAUCCGACAGUCUAUCCAGCUGGAGAAGGCUACAGUGACGUUGAUAUGGUCAUCCUCGUAACGGCUAAGCAUGACUCGGCCUGCGGCAUCAAUGGCAAUGGUGUAAUCGCGUUCGCAUUGAGCUGUCAGAGGGAUCAGUGUGAUAGACCAACCUUUGGUCUCGUCAACGUGUGCCCCCAAAUGAUUAAUGUUGACUCUGAGUACGCCAAGGAUAACCUAGUCGGAACCAUGACACAUGAGCUUGCUCAUGCAUUGGUAUUCUCCGCGUAUAAGUAUCCAUUAUUCCGGUAUGCUGAUGGAUCUCCGCGUGUGCCCCGAAACCCGGAUACCGCUGGGGUUUUGCGGCCGUAUGGAACCAGGGGUAGCUGUGUCUUCAAGAUCGUCACGCCUAAAGUUGUUGAGAAGGCGAGAGACUACUUUGAUUGUCCUACAUUGGACGGUAUGGAGAUCGAGAACCAGAGUCCCCGUCAGGGUUGUCAUGUGCUCGAAUCCCACUGGGAGCAGAGACUCCUCGAGGGUGAGCUGAUGGUGCCCAUAGCAAACUUUGGGUAUCACUUCAUGUCGGAGAUCACACUGGCAUUAUUCGAGGACAGCGGCUGGUAUCUGCCAGACUAUUCUAUGGCCACGAAAAUGCAUAAGGGGAUGUUCUUCGGAUACAAGCAAGGGUGCUCGUUUGCUAUGGAUAAGUGUAUCAACUCGGAAAGCGAGGCGACGUUUGAGGUUGGCAAGAAGAAGACUAGCCAUUUCUGUGGUGCAGCUGAUGAUGACGAGGAUAGGUGCUCGCUUGAUCUCAAAACCAAGGUUAGAUGCUCUGUGAAGCACGAAAAGGCACCGUUAUCUCAAUACGAGUAG